Funneliformis caledonium is the source of this 1233-nucleotide messenger RNA. The record is from the annotation of a GenBank genome assembly. NCBI's taxonomy places the organism in Eukaryota, Fungi, Glomeromycota, Glomeromycetes, Glomerales, Glomeraceae.
AUGGAGUCUCAUGAAGAAGACAUCGACGUAAUCGAAUCUUCAGAUAUGCCUAACAUUCAAACAAGAACUCUAGCAACUCUGCAAACACCACUGAUACAUAAACCCAAUGUUAAAGUAAUUAAAAGAAAGAUAAUUGUAAUCCUCUCAGGGUUAGUCCUUAUUAAUAUAGGUAUUUGGGUAGCAACUGCAAUUGCUUUUCGUAAUUUUCCUGCUUUAUUGGGAACAGCUGCGUUAGCAUAUACUUUAGGGCUUCGACAUGCUGUAGACGCAGACCAUUUAGCAGCCAUUGAUAAUGUUACCAGAAAACUUUUACAGUCUGGUCAGCAUUCUGUAUCAGUUGGACUCUUCUUUUCUUUGGGUCAUUCUACUAUUGUCAUAAUUGCAUCUAUCGCUAUUGCCGUGACUGCAACUGUUGUAAAAGAAAAAUUCGGUGAUUUAGAAGCGAUAGGAGGUCUAAUUGGAACAAGUGUUUCAGCAGCUUUUCUAUUUAUUAUUGGAAUUGUAAAUUGUUUUUUACUUGUUUCUAUAUUACGCUCACUUAAAAAAUUAAAGCGUACUGGGGCAUUUGAAGAGGAAAGUAUGGAAGAUAUUUUAAAUAAUUCCGGACUCGUUGGAAGAUUUUUUGGACCAGUUUUUAAAUUCAUUGAUGCCAGUUGGAAAAUGUAUCCACUUGGUGUACUUUUUGGAUUUGGUUUCGAUACCUCUACUGAAGUAGGACUUUUGGGGAUCUCCGCGUUUCAGGCGAAUCAAGGACUUCCUAUUUGGUUAAUUAUGUUCUUUCCAUUACUUUUUACAUCCGGAAUGGCUUUAAUUGAUACAAUUGAUGGUAUAUUAAUGCUAGGGACUUAUACAUGGGCUUAUCUAAAUCCAGUUCGAAAGUUAUAUUAUAAUUUUAUUAUUACAUUGCUCUCUGUUUUAGUGGCUUUCGUUAUUGGUAUAAUAGAACUUUUAAAUAUUAUAGGGGAUAAAUUGGAUCUUCACGGACCAUUUUGGGAUUUCUUUACAGCUCUUGGAGAACAUUUUGGUACCAUAGGUUAUUUGAUAAUUGGUCUAUUUGUUUUCACUUGGAUAAUUGCUAAAAUUGUUUAUUAUUGUGGAGGUUACGAACAAUUAGAACAUAAAUUUGAUCAAAGAAAUAUUGAAGAAUUGGAUAACGAGGAACAAACUGUUAAUAGUUCAUCAAAUCAAGAUAAUAUUAAGGUUGUAGUGGAUUCGGGAAGUAAAAUAUAUUGA